AUGUCCAGUGUACAAUCAGAAAUUCCUAGACUAGCAAAGAAACAAAAAAAUAGUUUCCAAAUGGAAAUAAUUCAGUUGAUAGAAACUGAGAUCACUCAGUUGUUGGAUUUAAAAUACAAAGACAUGUCAACAGUUAUUAUGAAGAAGUUUAAAGUCUUGAUGGAAAAUCUGGAUUUAAUGGUUGAAGAGAUAAGAGAAUCUCUUAAAAGUGAUCUAAAGGAAAUUUUAGGAGUAGCAAGUACAAUACCUGAAAUGGAAAAUCCUAGAAACUCCAGUACCAGGAAAGAGUGGCAGCAAAUAAAAGAUACCACGUCAAUAAAAACAGGAUUGGUAGAGAAAAUAGAAGAAAACUAUGUUGAAGAUAUUGAAAAUUUGACCUUUAAAAGAAAAAAAAUAGCUGAAUGUGGUAGCAAAUCAGACAAAGUUAAAGAAGGUAAGGAAUUGCCCCCAAAUGAAUCACAAAAUCACAAAGUCAUGGAAAAUAUGGAAGAAUCCAUAGGUAAUAUAGAUGACACAGGUCGAAAUUGCAACGUUCAUACAGAAGUUAGAGAGGGCCGAGAGCAUGGAGAGGAGAUACUAGUCAAAGAAAUGAGAGAAGAAAACAUCCCCCAGAACUUCAAAAAUAAAGAGAAAAUUUUAAAAGCCUCUGAAGAAGAUGAGGGAGCAGUACUCACAUUGACAGCAGACUUUUCAUCAGCAACACUUGAUGUUAGUAAACAAUGGAGUAAUGUCUUCAAGAUUCUGAGGGAAAAUGAUUUUGAACCAAAACUUUUAUGUCAAGUUAAGUUAGCGUUUAAAUGUGAUGGUGAAAUCAGGACCUUUUCAGACAUGCAAAGCCUCAGCAAAUUUACCAGCCAAAAAUCUUUUAUGAAAGGUUUACUGAAAGGUGUACUCCCAGAAAAUGAAAAAAUAAAGAAAGGAAGAAGAUAUGGAAUUCAAGAAAAAGUGGAUAAGACUCUAAUAACCUCCAAGCACGGAGCUGCGGAAGUGGACAGUGGUGGCUUGAGCUUCCUAUUGAUUAAAGAGGUAAAUGUUGCUGAGCCAGAGGAGGUAAAAAACUUAGAGAUUCACGAGGAAAAGGCUUCAGGGUGGAAGGAAAAAGAAGCCCUUGAGGAGAAAGAAGGCUUAGAGCUAGAGGAGGAAGAAAAAGAGACUUUAGAGUUGGAGGAGGGAGAAGAGACCUCAGAGCUAGAGGAGAAGGAUGAAGAAAAAGAGACUUUAGAGUUGGAGGAGGGAGAAGAGGCCUCAGAGCUAGAGGAGGAGAGUGAAGAGGCCUCGGACCUGGAGGAGGAAGAGACCUCAGUAUUAUGUAAGAAACGGCACUCAACCUUUCAGAGUUGUACUAUGAGGAAUACAAAACAUGGAGAUGAAAUAGCCAGUGAUGAGUUGAAGAAUAUUUUGACUAAAGAGGUAGAAGAUUCCGAGCAAGAGGAGGAAGAAAGCUCAGAAUGUGAAUUGGAAGUGUUUUUAACAGUAGAGGAAGGAAAGGACUCUGAAGUAGAAAUGUCUGAACAAACAGACUUAGUACAAGAAACAGAAGAGAACUUUAGAAAAAGUGUAAUUAGUUUCUUCAGUGAGAUACAAAAGGAGAUUGGGAAUAUUAAAAAUUACCGUCCUGGAAAUAAACCACUAGUCUUAGCUACUCUGAGUGACAGAGUAGACAUACUUGAAGAGAGAAUCAACAAUCUCGAAGAUCGAAUUGAAGAACUGUCUAAGGAUACACUGCAAAUGGCCAAGCAGGUGAUAGUUAAAGAAAGAAUAAGAGACAAAGAGGACAGAUCCAGAAGCUCAAACAUCCGUUUGAUAGGAAUUCCAGAAAAACAUAAUAAAGAGAAUGGAGCAGAAGAAAUAGUUAAGGAAAUAAUUGAAGAAAACUUUCCAGAGCUAAGGAAAAAUUCAGGCCUUGAGAUUGUCAGUGCCUAUAGAGUACCCAGUAAAAUUGAUGAAAAGAGACUCACUCCUAGACACAUCUUGGUGAAAUUGGGGAAUUGUAGUGAUAAAGAAAAAAUCUUAAAUGCUUCCAGAGAGAAAAAAGAGAUAACCUAUAGAGGAACAAGAAUCAGAUUGACAGCAGACUUAUCAUUGAAUACUUUGGAUGCUAGAAGUCAAUGGGGCGGUCUCAUAACAGUUCUGCAGGCAAAAGGCUUUAAACCUAGAAUCCUAUAUCCAGCCAAAUUGGCAUUUGAUUUUGAGGGUAAAACAAAGAUAUUUUUUGAUAUUCAAGAAUUCAGAAAGUUUAUUUCUUGUGUGCCCUCUUUGAAAGAAUUACUGAAGAAUAUACUUUAG
Molecule: messenger RNA, 2286 nt
Organism: Molossus molossus (Pallas's mastiff bat)
Lineage: Eukaryota; Metazoa; Chordata; Mammalia; Chiroptera; Molossidae
Gene: L1TD1
Product: LINE1 type transposase domain containing 1
Exons: 3
Coding region: 1-2286 (761 amino acids)
Biological process (GO): retrotransposition
Cellular component (GO): ribonucleoprotein complex
Molecular function (GO): single-stranded RNA binding
Source: RefSeq, a predicted model, not a curated record